UUAAUUUUGAAUUGAUUUUUGAUUCUAGGAGAAGCAAAAUGGCGGCCAAUGAAGUGGAAGUGGAUGGUGGAGGGGGAAGUGAUACAGGGUGGUUGGUGGAUAUGUUGGCUGAAACUCAGCUGGAACAGUUCUAUGCCAGGCUAAGGGAUGAUCUACAGGUGACGCGGCUAUCACACUUUGACUAUGUUCAAGCGGAUGACCUUGAACGUAUAGGCAUGGGCCGCCCUGGAGCAAGGCGGUUGCUGGACGCUGUCAAGAAGAGGAAAGCCCAACAGUGGAAGAAGAGCCUCAUCACUAGACUAAAUCCUCUAAACGCCAGUAAACAAUUGAAUGGAACGGGAACGAUGGGCAAAAAGGCGGGGCAACAGUUGCAGAGUUCCUCCUCCUCUUCUGACGUCAUAGGGCUCAGUCUCACCUGUCUCAUACAGGAGAAGGAUGUCAGUUUGUCGAAUAAGCUGGGCGACGGUCUGUUUGGCGUGGUGAAGCGUGGAGAGUGGACCACUCCCAGUGGCCGAAGUGUGGCCUGCGCCGUCAAAGUCCUGAAGGCGGACGCGUUGAGUCAGCCGUCAGUUUUCGCCGAUUUUGCAAAAGAAGUGCAAUCCAUGCAUCAGCUAGACCAUCCCAACCUUAUCAGACUGUACGGUGUGGUGCUGACCCAGCCCCUGAUGAUGGUGACAGAACUCGCUCCGCUCGGUUCGCUGCUCGACUACCUACGCAAGCAGUUUGGGAGUGUGCUGGUGACUGUGUUGUGGGACUAUGCACUGCAGGUGGCGACUGGCAUGGCUUAUCUCCAACAGAAGCGAUUCGUUCACCGCGACCUCGCUUGUCGUAAUGUUCUAUUAACCGCACAGGACAAGGUGAAAAUCGGUGAUUUUGGUUUGAUGCGAGCCGUACCACAAGAGGAGAACUGCUAUGUGAUGACAGAGCACAGUAAGGUGCCCUUCCCUUGGUGUGCGCCCGAGUCACUGAAAGCCAAGCAGUUCAGUCAUGCCUCCGAUGUCUGGAUGUUCGGUCAGUGCAUUCAUUCACAUUAUUACAGUAUG
Nilaparvata lugens (brown planthopper) is the source of this 1043-nucleotide messenger RNA. Its product is annotated as activated CDC42 kinase 1-like. The transcript is spliced from 6 exons. Lineage: Eukaryota; Metazoa; Arthropoda; Insecta; Hemiptera; Delphacidae. The annotation marks the transcript as partial. Gene Ontology annotation, molecular function: ATP binding; protein tyrosine kinase activity. The record is from RefSeq and is a predicted model, not a curated record. Gene Ontology annotation, biological process: protein phosphorylation.